AUGAUCCCUGCACUGCUAUUGCUGGGUCUUUCAGCCCUUGUUGCUCCAGCCGUGAGUUACAGUUGCUAUGGUGAUAUAAGUGCUCUUCAAGCCCCCAGGAUCUCCUGCACACCUGUAAGAUCCUCUGACUGUGGAUAUGCCUUGGUCCGGAGAACUGCUGAGGCUGACCUGGUACGCCUGAGGAGAUAUGAGAUCCCCAUCAAGAGAGUAGCCAGAAACCUGUGCUUGGACCCAGCACUCAUUGGUGCCCUCAUCUCCCAGGAGAGCCGUGUUGGGCUCCUGCUGGACAACGGUUGGGACCAGGGACGGCACAAGUAUGGCUUGAUGCAGAUCAGCAGGCAGCAAUUGCAGCCUUAUGGACUGUGGGAUAGUGAAGAACACAUAAAUCAGUGCUCAAGUAUCCUGGUGCUUUCAAUUAAUGAAGUAAGGGCAAGACAUCCUACCUGGACCUGGGACCGGCAGCUGAGAGGGGGAAUCUGCACCUACCAUGCAAAAAUGGGCAACGUCCGUGUCUACGAGGAAGAUCCAUGCAGCACAUACAGCAACUACGUCAACAGCGUCAUCGGGCGAGCCCAGUACUUCAAGAGACAUGGGUUCUAG
Messenger RNA from Acanthisitta chloris (rifleman), 600 nucleotides. Its product is annotated as lysozyme g-like. Gene Ontology annotation, molecular function: lysozyme activity. Gene Ontology annotation, biological process: defense response to Gram-positive bacterium; peptidoglycan catabolic process. Gene Ontology annotation, cellular component: extracellular region. Bases 1 to 600 code for a protein of 199 amino acids. The record is from RefSeq and is a predicted model, not a curated record. The transcript is spliced from 5 exons. NCBI's taxonomy places the organism in Eukaryota, Metazoa, Chordata, Aves, Passeriformes, Acanthisittidae.